AUGGGGCUGGAGAUGGGCCAGAAACACACCAUUGUGAAACAUUCCACCACCUGGAGAGGCCGUGCACCAGAGCAAGACGAGGUUCAGUCCCAUAAUGGGCCACCUCAGUCUCCUGAGUUGAAUGACACAGGGUCGGGGAACAGGCGCCUGGGCCAUCUCCGGGAGACCCAGAGGCACGCACUGCUGGGGGCGGGGCGGGGACGCGGGGUGGGGGUGGAGACGGUGCAUCCUUGGUCCCCGAGCGCUUUAUCGCUCCGCAGUAACCUGGAGAAAGCCCCGCUCACACAUCAGCACCCGCUUACACACGCGCGAGCGCGCACAAACAAGACAGCCGUCCCAGGAAAAUCGCUGUCCCGCACCCACGUGCGGGCCCCACGCCAGAAGCGUCGCCCCUGGCCACGUCCCGGGACCCCCGGAGAGAAGGCUCCACGCCCGGGAUGGGGGCGGGGUAGUUUAGAGACCACUGAGCAGCGGCUCCAUCCCCGGGGCCACCGAGCCGAGCCUUCAUCCUCGGGGGGCGGGUGGAGGCGGGGACAUGACACCCCCUCCGGGGGAGGUCCCCCCCUCCUCGGCCGAGGUUCUGGGGCCAGACUUCGGGCCCCGCUACCUGCACAUCUUGGCAACCACCGACCCAACAAGCCAACUCGCCCGCCUCAAACAAGUGCCCGCCGGGUCCGUGCCGGGCGGGGGGCGGCUCCAGAGACAAGGGAAAGGCUUUGCGAAGCAGCGCGCCGGCCCUCCCGAAGACCACAGUCAACUCACCCGCCUUCUGCCUUCCCGUUAAUCCUUCUUUCUGCCGCCCCUGCUAACUGGCAACUCAGGGGCACCCGGGGUUCCCGAGCGGAGCUGGCGGAACCUCCUCCUCCUCCUCCUCCUCUUCCUCCUCCUCCUGCAGUCCUCUGCUACACUUGCAAGACCACUGCUUUCCCUGCCUCCCCAACAAAAAAGGAGGGAGCAGCCCGGGGAGAGAGGGGACCUUCUGUCCUCCACAAACGAGUCCCCGAGCCCUGUAGCGGUGGGGAGGACUGGGGGGCCGCUGCUGCCACUGCCCCGGCUGCCGCCACAAGCUACUUUCCCAUUCAAAUCUCGGGCCGCCCUGGCUCCGGCACCCCGCCCCCCACCUCGUUGCCCCGAAGCUCCCGAGGAAACCAGGAACUGGAGUCCCAGAGAACGGAACGGAGUUCCGGGAGCAGGAGACAGAGGGCAAAGGACUGGGGGCUGGAGGCAGGGGGCGCUGGGAGAGUGGAGCCGGAGGAGAAGGGCACGCGAGCCGGGAGGGGAGGGCAGCGACUCCUGGCUUCCUAACCCCAUUCCAGCAUCUCUCCAUCCCACACACCCGAUCUCUGUCCUUACUUACCUACCCUCAGGCUCUGGAGAAUGGAAAUUGCUAUCUCUGGAGCGAUCCUUAACUUCCGGGCAAACGGGAUCCUCCACACUCCUUGGCACUCGGUGGUUUCUGCUCAAUGAAGACGCUGCACUCAAAAUUGCUCCCCUCCAGACUUACAUGAAGUGAGAUUUACUAAGUGAAGUGAGCAGAGCCAGGAGAUCACGGUUCAUGGCAACAGCAAGAUGAUCAAUUGUGAUGGACGUGGCUCUCUUCAAUAAAGAAAUGAUUGAUGCCAUUUCCAAUGAUCUUGGGAUGAAGAGAGCCAUCUACACCCAGAGAGAGGACUGUGGGAAAUGAGCGUGGGUCACAACAUAGCAUUCUCACUUUUUGUCAUUGAUAGUUUGCAUUUUUGUUUUCUUACUCGUUUAUUUUUUUUAUCUGAUUCUUCUUGCUCAGCAAGAGAAUUGUAUAAAUAUAAAUAUCCAAUAUAUUGGAUUUAACAUAUUUUAACAUGUUUAACAUAUAUUGGAUUGCUUGCCCUCUAGGGGAGGGGAUGGGAGGAAGGAGAAAAUCUGAAACAAGGGCUAUGUAAGGGUCAAUGUUGUCAAAUUAUCCGUGCAAAGCUUUAUUUAAAAAAUAAAACAUAAAAUAAAUAUUCCU
This is a messenger RNA of Antechinus flavipes (yellow-footed antechinus), 1987 nucleotides long. Its product is annotated as WAS/WASL-interacting protein family member 3-like. The transcript has 3 exons. NCBI's taxonomy places the organism in Eukaryota, Metazoa, Chordata, Mammalia, Dasyuromorphia, Dasyuridae. The coding region runs from base 1 to 1305 and encodes 434 amino acids. The record is from RefSeq and is a predicted model, not a curated record.